GAUACAUACGAUGACGUUUGGUAGGCUGCGAUACGGAUUAGGACGGCGAUAUUUGCUAUACAGUUUACCUGUAGCAACCCUACCAAUAGCAUAUCACACACUACCAAAACGGCAGUCUUCUCAGCGAAUAUACAAGCCAGACACAGCUACUCCAAUAAAGAGAUCUCCCUUAAAGAUAUACAUUUUAGAGCCAAUAUUGACACUCAGGCGGCUGAUAUGGCUCUGCGUCUUAUUCGUACCCGUGUUUGCGUCCUUACCCCUUCUAUGGAUAAACUCGACGUUAUGGUAUCGCAUCCUCACCAAACAAAUGUCCAAAGCUGGUCCAACGUUCAUUAAGCUCGGUCAAUGGGCUGCUUCUCGUACCGAUUUGUUUUCCCCAGACUUAUGUCAUAUACUAGGUCGACUACAUUCAGCUGCUCACCCACAUAGCAUCAGACACACGCGUAGAGUUCUGACGUCAACCUACUCGGAUGCAGAAUCGCUCGAUGAUAUCUUCGAAGAGUUCGAUGACAAGCCAAUCGGUUGCGGUGCAAUAGCGCAGGUUUACAAGGGAAAAUUACGCGAAGAGUUUAUACCGGACGACUGGAGAGUCGCGCACAGACAUGAAGAUGAUAGUUGGAUUGUCACUUUCAUUACGAACGUCUUGAACAACUACCAGAAUCAACAGGAUACCACGCAGGAACUAAUAACCUCGUCAAGACAUGUAGCUGUCAAAGUUAUACAUCCGCACGUUACGGAGUUAAUCGAACGCGAUUUGGCUAUAUUACAUUGUGGUGCUUCAGUUCUAUCGCUGUUUCCAGGCAUCAAAUGGCUCUCACUUCCUGAGGAAGUCGCUGUGUUUGGAGAACUCAUGCAGUCACAGCUAAAUCUGAGCGUUGAGGCGUCCAAUUUGGGCAGGUUUGAGGAUAACUUCAGAGAACGCAGAGGUGCAGCAAGCUUCCCAAAGCCUGUAUUUGCGCUAUCUGCAAAAGAUGUACUUGUUGAGGAGUUUGAAGACGCGCUCCCAUUGAAAACAUUCUUGAAGUUCGGUGGUGGUGGGUUUGAAGAACGCAUAGCAGGUUUAGGCUUAGAUGCAUUCUUGAAUAUGCUUCUAAUAGACAAUUUCGCUCAUGCUGAUCUCCACCCUGGUAACAUCUAUAUUAAGUUCUACAAGCCAACAUCAAUAGACCUCCUUAAGAAUGUAUUAUCGUCUCUGAUAUCGCGUCCACGAUCAACGACAGACUUGACGACGAAUGAAGCAUCUCAAGAAGUGAUGAACGCUCUUCUUCCAUUGGCCAAACAGAUCAACAAACACGGAGAUGACGAGGAGGCCGUGCAACAGUGGACUAUGAAACUUCGUCAACUGAAUGAGGACGGCUUCCAACCUGAGAUUGUAUUUUUAGACACUGGUUUAAUAACCGAGCUGGAUGACAAGAACCGCAACAAUUUCCUGGAGUUGUUCCAAGCUGUUUCGCAUUUUGACGGAUAUCGUGUCGGUCAACUCAUGAUUGAACGCUCGAGAUGUCCCGAGUUGGCUAAAGAUAAGGAGACUUUUGCAUUGAAAAUGCAACAUAUUGUUCUCGGUGUGAAAAGCAAGACUUUCUCAUUAGCUAAGAUACGCCUAUCGGAGGUCCUUUCGCAGGUCUUGUCGAGUGUGCGCGAUCACCAUGUUAAAAUGGAAGCUGAUUUCGUUAAUACUGUGCUGUCUAUAUUAUUGUUAGAGGGAAUUGGGCGUCAACUUGAUCCUAAUAUGGAUCUAUUCAAGGCUGCUAUACCUAUUCUCAGACAACUUGGCAAGAAGGUCGGUACAUCUGGCAGUUACGCACAAGUUGAUAAAGGAAACCUUGGUGCUAUGUUAAAGUUGUGGGUAUGGAUGGAAGCUCGUGAAUUCGUUUCGAGCGUCCACGAAAUGGAUGAUUGUAUACGCUAUGACUGGCUUAGUCCGAACAUUUGAUAUAAAUAUAUGCAUUUUUGUUAGGUAAUAACCAAAAUAUACUAUGAGAUAGUGCUCCUUAUCAAA
Messenger RNA from Wallemia mellicola CBS 633.66, 1999 nucleotides. RefSeq names its product ABC1-domain-containing protein. The transcript is spliced from 5 exons. Gene Ontology annotation, cellular component: mitochondrion. The coding region runs from base 11 to 1933 and encodes 640 amino acids. NCBI's taxonomy places the organism in Eukaryota, Fungi, Basidiomycota, Wallemiomycetes, Wallemiales, Wallemiaceae. The record is from RefSeq and is a predicted model, not a curated record.